This is a messenger RNA of Linum trigynum, 4996 nucleotides long. The record is from the annotation of a GenBank genome assembly. Lineage: Eukaryota; Viridiplantae; Streptophyta; Magnoliopsida; Malpighiales; Linaceae.
AAAGGAAUUAAUAUUACGAUGGAUGUUAAAAAUAUCAUAUAUGAUUAUGUUCGUGAAUCCAUGAUUACUCAUGCACCUGUAGAUGCCUAUUAUAUUGGUUCAUCUCUAAAUCCAAUGAGCAUUUUACCCGAUUUUUAAAUGGGUCGAUUGGAUUUGUGUUUAGAAAAAGCUAACUCAAUCCGAUCUAUUACCAUCCCUCCCAUGAACCGAACUAUAUGAGCUUGCAUCGAAACGACCGUUUUUUAGGCGGAUCGACUUUAUUCUGGUCAGGUCGAUACUAUGUGAGCUUGCAUCGAAACGACAUUUUUAGGAGAAACAACUUUAUUCUAGACGGGUUUUGGGCCGGGUUCGGGUUUAAACUCGUUCACUAUUUAUCGGAUUGGGUUUGGUUUGGUUUUAGACAUACCCGCCCCAUGGAUACCCGCCCACAACCAUAUAAUUAAUUUUGCAGGUAUAUUUAGUAUUCUAAGCAACUAAUCUUCUUUUCGUUUGUGGAGACAUAUCUAAUUUUUUCUUUCUAAUCGUGUAGAAUGAAAUUGAUAUUAUCGAGUGGAGAGUGAAGAAGCUUAAUUGAUAAGAAGAAAGAAGUUUUCAACUAAUCAUGUUGUUUAUGGAUAAUUUGUGAUUUGCUUCAAUUUUCUUGAGUUUUCUAGAUUGGUGUUGAACAAUUUGUAUGGUUAAUUUGUGAUUUGUUUAAAUUUUUUAGAAUAAUGUCUUAUAUAAGGAUAAUUUGUAUAGAGAUAUUGAUAUUUGAUUUUUAUUUUGGUAGGAAUUUAUUAAUUUAAAUUUUUUACGACAAACACUCGUGGGUAUCCAUAAACUCGCGGAUACCCAACGGGUUGGGUUGGGUUUGAGUUUUCCAAACACAAUGAAUUUUAUCCCGAUUUUUUUUUUUAACGGAUAAAUACAUGAGUUUGGAUUUGGAUUUGGGUUUGGCCCAAUUCCCAUCCAUACUCUGCAGUGCACAGCGUUCAUCGACUGAAAAGUGAAAACCACAAAACCCUACACCCAGGAAACCAGCAGGAGGAGAUCGAAGUCAAGCUUCUCCUCGCCGGUCACUCAAUCCUCGGCUGCCCACCUCCAUUCUUUCAUAGCAGGUAACUCCUUUGUCUUUGGCAGAAACUUGCGUGUAUCGUUAUGAUUGUUCUUCCUUUUGGUUUAGCGUCAUUUCUCUAGAUCAAUUUGGGUAGAUUGGGUUUGCUGAUUUCUCGGUGAUGAUUGACAAAUAAAAGAUGACGAGUUCGAUCAGUAAUCCCAUUCUCUUCAAAAACCCAUGACGACGAAUCGAACAUUUGUCCGAGAGAAUUCCAAUUCCCCUCCAAAGUUUUGACCUUUAUCUCAAUUUUGGCAAAACCUCAAUUAUUUGAUUUCUCCAUUGUCGCGAGGAAUGACGUGGGCGGUAUAGAUGAAUUAACUCCUAGUUUUAUACCCUCAAUUUGAUGAUGUCUUUAAUUUUUACUUGGGAUUCAUUUAGUAAGUCUCAGGUCUCUACUUUUGGAAUGCAGUGUUGAACUUGCAGAAAGGACCAAGUUCAUUAAGCUUACUACCAGUAGCCAUGGGGACUGAAGAGUCUAAGGAUCCAUUGAAAGGAGUGGAUUGGAAAGCGAUAGGCACGGAGCUUCAAAACGACCCAAGUGCUGGAACAAAACAAGCUGUAAAGAAGCGGCUUCCCAAAAAGAUUAGGCAAAUUCCCGAGAGCUAUUUCCUUCCUAGAAUGUCUUGGCCCUCGGCGAUCGGCUUCUAUGGAGCAUGCAUUGUUGGUGGGGUUGGUGCUGGCAUGCUGGUGGAGAUGUGGAUAAACAAGAAAGUCAAAGAGGAUGGAGGAGUGAUAUGGGAGUUUGAUAAAUAGACACAGGAUGGUGGAAUAGCAGUUGCAGGGAGGUGCAUGAAAAGGAAUGUUAACUCUCCAUUAACAGACUAACUGGAAGACGCUUCUUGGAUUAUUGGUUCUUCUUCAAGACUGUCUUUAACUCUUUAUGCACACACCUCUCGAAGACGAAUUUUCCAUUCUUAGCAUGGAUGACUCGCCCUCAGUAUUUGCAUACGAGGUUUUGUUUCAAACCCUUCAUCUUCUUGUAUCUGUGAAGCGUAAUAGCAGAUACAUGUGUUUGAGUUGCAUUAAGAAUUAGCUUUCUUCCUUGGAAGACGAGGUUAGAAGUGUUGAGACUUUAGAGAAACUGAGUUGCAAUGUGGUGUUUAAGGGGGGAAAAUAUAAGUCUUUGAUCAAAGUUUGAAGCAAACUAUGAUAGAUGUUGAAGGUUUUAGAGGGGUGUCUUUCUGUGUUUGCGAUCGGCUGGUCUUCUGCACCAAUUCAGGCAGGGGCUCAAUUUCAACCCAUCAUACUCCGUAAAAUUGGUAAGAUGGAAUUCGAGCAUCGAUCGCUGCAAGUGACCUGGUGUAACCUGUGAUCUGGUGGGUGGCAUUGGUCGGUCGUGUUAUCGGUCGCGAUUUCUGAGUUGGGCAGCCAAUCGAAGCUGAUCAGGCUAAACCUUUCCAGCAACAAUAUCAAUGGGGUGGUACCUCAUGGAUUUUGGAAUCAACUACACUAGAAAAUCUCUAUCUCUCACACAUCAACCUUGUUGGUCUACAAAUGCCGCCAUCUCUUCCACCAUAUUUUCAGUGGACCAGUCAUCAGUUCCAGCUGAAAUUAGCAAUUACAUUCCUCUGCCUUCUCAAUAUCGAACAAUCAACUCAGAGGAGCUAUCCUGGCGAGUAUUUGCAGUGCUUAUCGAUUACUUACAUCAAAUCUUCGAUUUGUCAAACAACAAUUUGAAUGGCACAAUUCCAGGUUGUUUGAUGGGAGAGCAUCGAGACACUUUCUCUAUUAAAUCUAAGGGGCUCAUUGAAGUAAAAAAAAAAAAAAAGAAUUCAGAGAACACAAAUAUCAAAUGUUUAUAACACAAAUACAAUAGUUUUAUGAAAGAGGAAUUAAAUACUACCUAAAUCGUAAGAUAUCGAGUUGUAUUGCAAUUUGUCUCACAUCUAAUUUAAUAUGGUCAACAUCCAUGUACAUUAUUGUCGAACACCGAGGAUCAUCAUAUUCUCACUACACAAAUACAAUAUUCUCACAACACAAAUACCAUAUGCUCAUAACCAGAUACAAUAUUCUCAUAAGACAAAUUUUCACAUUGCACAAAUAUCAUUUUCUUAUAACACAAAUACAAUAUUUGUAUGAAAGAUUAAUUAACACGCAUUCUAUUUGUCCCACAUCUAUUCUAACAGUGAUGGCAGAUAUGAGUUCGCACCAUACUAAUUCAUCCAGGAAGGUGUUAUGCUAAAGGCCGUUAUUCAAGCUAUCCCAUCCUACAUCAUGUAUCUGUUCCAUUUCCCGGUGAAUCUUACCAAGAAAAUGAAUUCUCUCCUCACCAAUUUUUUCUGGUUGGGGUCUAUGCAGAAAAGUAGCUUGCACUGGUGUAGAAAAGAGGUUCUCACUGCUCCGAAAUCUGAAGGGGGGUUGGGAUUCCGGAGCUUUAAAGAUUUCAACAUGACACUUUUGGCAAAACAGGCUUGGCGCCUUCUUUCUUCUCCCGAUUCCCUUUGGAGCCGCCUUCUUAAGGGACUCUAUUUCCCACGAUGAGACUUCAUGAACGCAAAGAAGGGAAGUAGAUCCUCGUGGAUCUGGGCAAGUUUUUGGGAGGCCAAAAAAGUAUUGAAUUUGGGGGCGACUAAGGUCAUUGGCUCGGGAAAGGAUACUUGGGUGGGACAAGACCCAUGGAUUCCCAAUCUUAAGAAUUUCACAAUUAAAAGUGGGCCCCAACAGCGGAUAAAGGUCAAAGAAUGGAUUGAUCAAGACAAUAGAGUUUGGAACUCGGACUCUAUUCGAGGCCACGUAGCUAAUGAGGAAUUUGAUGCCAUUUUGAGAGUUCUGAUUGGGGAAGAAGGAGCCGAUGAUUUUUGAGCUUGGAAUCUUACUAAAGAAGGAAUGUUCUCGGUUAAGACGGCAUACCACUCUUUUUACAAAGCAAACACAAACUUCCAACCGAUGGGAACAAUGGACAAAUGGAAAUGGAUGUGGGGCUUGAACCUUCCACCUAAGCUCAAGUUCUUCAUCUGGAGGUGCUCCAGGAAUGGUUGGCAACUAAAGCGAGGCUUUUUCAUCGGAAAUGUGCCCCAAACCCGAAUUGUCAAGUUGCAAUAACUCAAACGAGUCCAUUUUGCAUUGCCUUUUCUACUGCCCUCAUGCCAGUGGAGUUUGGAGCAAUAUCUUCCCUACUCUCCCUCUCCCUCCCCAGGUUCUUCGUUCUUUGAUUGGAUUUGUGCUAUUAAGGAGGUCAUUUCACAAGAAUCCUUUAUCCAUAUCGUUUUCCUUUGCUAGAAUAUAUAGAAGGCAAGGAAUGAAUGUACGUUCAAGAAUAGAGUUCCUUGGCCCCCUAAUGUCGGUCUGCAAACUUACAGAGAACUCUCUGAAUGGAUGUCUUGCCCGAGGCCUAAUCCCCCCACUCCUGCCUCUUCGACUCAGCUUAGGGGAACCCAUUCCACUACGACUCCCCACCAAGUAAUCAUCCUAUGGAGAUUCACUGUGAUGGGUCGUUCAUUAGCGACUCCCAGCCGGCGGCUUAUGGUGUUGUUGCGGUUAACCACCAUGGACAAGUGUGUGAUGGGCGAGCUGAGACUCUUCUUUGUUCCACCCCGAUUGAAGCGGAAGCAAAGGCUCUCUUAGAAGGUUUAAAAUUAGCACAAGAAUAUAGAUCAUAAUGCAUUGUCCAAUCUGACUGUCAGGUGCUGGUGAAAACAUUGGGUAAAGAAAAAUCAGGAUGGCCAUGGCGCUGCGCAGCAUGGAUUGGUUCGAUGAUCAAUAUCCUCAGGACAAAUCCUGUCAUUAAAGUCAAAGAGGUGCCACGAGCAUUGAAUGUCAGAGCGGAUUGGGUUGCAAGAUCAAAAGCGAGAUCCAAUCUGCCUGAGGACUGGAUUAAUAUUCUUGAUCUAUUUUUUGAUCUUCUUUAAAAUUGUAAUUUGCCUACGUUGUUCGAAGGUGGAAUAAAAGUUGGAUUAAUUG